Messenger RNA from Penicillium oxalicum, 168 nucleotides. RefSeq lists its product as uncharacterized. The transcript has a single exon. Bases 1 to 168 code for a protein of 55 amino acids. Lineage: Eukaryota; Fungi; Ascomycota; Eurotiomycetes; Eurotiales; Aspergillaceae. The record is from RefSeq and is a predicted model, not a curated record.
AUGAUCUACUCCACGGCGGAAAAAGACAAAAAUCACUCAGCAAGUAGCACAAUUGUUCACAGACCAGCUGCGCGGUUCCAUGAUCCAACUUCUCUUCAUUACCCCCUUUCCGGCGCCACCAAAACUGGAGGGUGGACCCGCUGCCGGCGGAUACGUGAUCGAGUCUAG